AUCGCCUUCGCCCAGCCCACCCAGGCCCCCUCCUCAACCGGCAGCGAUGACGACGACGAGGACGUGACGAGUACCAUCUACCGCACCACUUACCUGCCUUUGGAGAUGGCCCCCACUGGCGCCUGCACCUGCUAAGUGGAAACGGCUUAUCUGACAAGCCCCCUCGGCAAUGCAAUCAACACGGCAUAUGGCGAAACGGAAACCGGGGUGUAAUUUUGGUGGUGGAGUGUGUUGUGUAUAUAUUUGUCUCGCUUGCGGCAAAUUUUCUUGAAUGUCGAUGGUUUGGUGUAAUAUUUCUGGCCACAAAAACAUGAACAACCCGAGCAUGGCCGGCAGAAGUGUGCCCGAUCUGGAGAGCACUUCAAAUCCAGCCCUGAAGCCUCUUGCAAUCAAACUUGCAGGGUCUCUACACAAUUUCUUCACUAUGUCCUCUUUAUAUGUGUGCGCGCUCCAAUUUGUCAAUGUCUCAAUGUCUUGCGACGAAAAAGAAUUGAAAAAAAAAAAAAAAAAAACCCCCCCGAGUACCACAUGUACCGAAAUGCAUGGCAAUGGCCCAAAGAAUCUUGAAUGGAUCCAAACCCUCCCCAUUGAACGCAGGCCUGGCGACCCCAGCGAUGCCAAUAAUAGCCCGCGCUGCCACAACUCCGCGACGCCAAGGCGCGUCGAGACGGUGGAGGCGGUAGGAAACUCCGACCCCAAACAAGCACGUACGCAUAUGCAGCGCCGUCCAAUCUCACCCAAAAUGGAUUCGCUAUCAUGCACGCUCCAACGGCGCCUGGCAUUUCGUCCUGUCUCCUAUCAUCUAUCUUCACCUGACGUGUGUUUUGAUAGGUUUCUUGUCUGUGGAUGGGUCCCAAAGGUGAAUGACAGGCCAUAGAAACCUUACCCAUUGAACCCGGGAGCUCGGACGCGCAGGCACCACACAGUAAAAGCUGAUGUUCAAGAGCAGGGUAGCAUCCGGAUCCGGGCACGGGGCAGGGGCAUGCAACAGAGAGCCUUAUCGCAACACCACAACCCGUGGUCAGGGUUG
Colletotrichum navitas is the source of this 1030-nucleotide messenger RNA. RefSeq lists its product as uncharacterized. The transcript has a single exon. Bases 272 to 877 code for a protein of 201 amino acids. NCBI's taxonomy places the organism in Eukaryota, Fungi, Ascomycota, Sordariomycetes, Glomerellales, Glomerellaceae. The record is from RefSeq and is a predicted model, not a curated record.